This is a messenger RNA of Rotaria sp. Silwood1, 723 nucleotides long. Lineage: Eukaryota; Metazoa; Rotifera; Eurotatoria; Philodinida; Philodinidae. The record is from the annotation of a GenBank genome assembly.
AUGCUACUGAAUACACGACGUUCACCAACCCGUGUUGAUAUAUGUGAUUUUAAUAGAUUAUAUUUACGUGAUCAUAAUUCAAAUACAAAUGCAAGAAAUUAUCUUUUAUCUAAAUCAUCACCACCACCUAAGUCCUAUCGUGAUUUACGUUUAGUUGUAACAAAUCGAAUUCCAUCAAAUAUUGUUAUUUUAUCAAAAACAUCAUCUUUUUCUCCAACAUCAAUAAAUCCAUCAAAAUUGCAACGACGAAAAAGUGCACAAAAAAAAAAUAAAAAACAGCCAGGUUUUGAUGUUUAUCGAUCACUUGUUCGAUCUAUAUCACAUUGUUCAAUAUCUUCUGAACGAGAUCUAUCAAAUGAUGAAAUGAAUCAUUUGGCAAAUUCGUUUACUGUUGAUCGUAUAGCUCUAUCACCAAGUGCUGGUUAUUUUUAUUCACAUAAUUUACCAAAAACUGAAAAAACUUAUACUUAUUCUAAUGAUAAACGAAGACCACUUAGUAGAGCAAGAACACUUUAUGAAUCAUAUUCAUCAUCACGUUUUGAAAAUCUUGAUUAUAUGCGAUCAAUAUCACCAGAAACAUUUCAUCGAACAACACCAAUUAAUCAAUAUUAUGAAGAAGAUAGUGAUGAAACACUCACAACAACAACAAACGUUUUGCCAUCUACGCCAACAAUUCGUACUCGUAAAGAAAUACAUGUUUAUAUACCACAAGUAUCAUGUUAG